This is a messenger RNA of Trichoplax adhaerens, 792 nucleotides long. RefSeq lists its product as uncharacterized. Gene Ontology annotation, molecular function: G protein-coupled receptor activity. The record is from RefSeq and is a predicted model, not a curated record. Gene Ontology annotation, cellular component: membrane. The transcript has 2 exons. Lineage: Eukaryota; Metazoa; Placozoa; Uniplacotomia; Trichoplacea; Trichoplacidae. Gene Ontology annotation, biological process: G protein-coupled receptor signaling pathway. The coding region runs from base 1 to 792 and encodes 263 amino acids.
AUGGUGAAGACUAGUGAUCACUUGCCUCGUUGGAAUGAUCAAAGAUUUCAUAAUUCCACUCAAGUAGCCAUUAAUUAUUCUAUAGUUAAUAUAUAUGCCUAUUCUGCAGCUAUUCCGCUAUCUGUUAUUGGUUUUAUAGCAAAUCUUCUAUUACUUUAUUUGAUUAAAAGUGAUCGUCACUUUCGUUCUAUGACUUAUAAUCUUAUUCAAAUAUCAGUUAUAUCGGAUCUUCUAUCGUUAAUGGGCACUAUGACUGGAUUUACGCUUGUCGCUGCUGUUAAGAUUGGAUAUUUUUGGGGAUCGAUAUUAUGUAAAUGCUUACUCUUUACAAUAUUUAUUUCAUAUGGAGUAUCAAUCACUACUUUAUGCAUGAUUAGUAUUGAUCGCUAUCUGGCUAUCGUUAAGCCAAUAUCAGUUACCACACUAAAAUAUAAGAAACGUUUAGUUUAUGUUGGCCAAUGCCUCGGUUGCCUUAUAACUCUUGGCAUUGCUUUGCCUAUCCUUUAUUUAGCCAAUGUUUAUCGCGAGGAUACAAAAUUUUGUGAUGUACCCAAUGUUUCAGUUUCAACCGCUGUCUACCUAGUGUUGCAAGGAGUUUUCAUGUAUCUCAUUCCAAUGCUUAUCUUAGUUAUAACUUAUGGUAAAAUAGUUAAAUAUCAAACUCAUUAUGUCCAGCCAGGACAGAAUAGGGCUACUUAUGAAAAAUAUUUUAAAGCUGCUGUUAACUCAUCAGAAAAUACAUUACGUCCACUACACAUUAAUCUUAUCAGUAAUAAAAUUAUUAAUCCGUAA